Lachancea fermentati is the source of this 912-nucleotide messenger RNA. NCBI's taxonomy places the organism in Eukaryota, Fungi, Ascomycota, Saccharomycetes, Saccharomycetales, Saccharomycetaceae. The record is from the annotation of a GenBank genome assembly.
AUGCUAAGGAACGCAAACGAAAAGGUAGUAUGUCAGCUGACGGUUACUAAACCGACGAUAGAAAAUGUCAUGGCUUAUACACAGUAUCGUCAAACACAACCCAGAAUGAAGGGCCUUCCCUUGUCGGAACAUAAUGACUUACCGAUACUUUACGGUGGUGGACGAGACUUUCUCCUAAGAGUUUUGCCCUCAAAUGGAGGCGACGUCCAAACUGAUAUGAUGGAAAGUACGGACCUGUUCGUUCUGAAUUCAUGCAUUAUAAUCUGGAUCAAUGCCAUUGACAAGGGUUUACAAAUUCCCUACCAAAAUAUUGUGUAUCAUGGAGUACGCAAGAUGGCAGACCGAAACCCUAGCGAAGAUGGCCACGCCUUGGAGAUAGUCAUCACGGUUUUAAGGGAUGUAACGCUUAAUCAACUUUUUCCACCUUCUCCUGAAAGCUCAACGCUCGAUAGCGGCACAUUGAGCGGAUGCUCAAUGAGCACGGUCGAACUGAUAUUGAAACCAAAAUAUGCUAACCACGAGAGACACUACAACCCACAAAUGGAAAAUCUAUUUACAUUUCGAGACUUUGGCCUGAACCGUGGGGAUACAAUGGUGAUGAACUGCAAUACGGCAAUUGCGACCUGCAUGGACUUCUUUUGCGUUCAAGAUGAAAGCGACGAGGAAGACGAGCAAGAACAAAGCAACACAGCAACCUUUACCGGGGUGAGUUCAGUGCUAAACGACCCGGCUGUAUAUCAAAACUACGGUGCAGCUGACGACCUUAAUGACGAUGACAUGGGAGGAUUUGAUGUGGACGAGCCAAAGGCAGGAAUGGCAUUAGAGUUCAGCGCUGGAAAUCAAUUGGCAGGACAAAAGCAAACAUUUCGUGGGAGCUCUGGUUUCAAUUCUUCGAAGAAAACCAGAUUCUAA